AUGGUCUCCCAAAGAGACCGCGAGAUCCUCCGUGACGAGAUCCACUCUCGCGGAGCCAAACUCUCUGCCACCGAUCGAGAGACCUUGCUGAAGCCAUAUUUGCCCGAUCCCUCCGAUCUGUCCAGUUCCAAACGAUCGCCCACGUCGCAGCGACGGCCGAAGACACGAAAGACGCCCAUCCGCACAUUCCUCAAAUCGCAGUUGCACCACCUCACAUACGCGCUCACUCAUAUCAUUUUCGGGGUAAUCGUGCGCUUGCUGCAGGCCUACCAUGCCGUGGUUGAGCGCGUCUUCGCUAUCGUUUACCACCACCACCGCACGCCCGAGCUGAUCCGCAAGGAUGUCCGAGGCCUCAAACGAGUGCCACAGCAUUUGAGUAUCAUUUUGAAUUUGCGGACCGAGGAUGACGCCCUAACGGUGUUGAUGGACGAGGUGGCUGAAUUGGCCGCCUGGAGUGCUUGCGCGGGGAUCCCGCAGCUCAGUGUGUAUGAGAAAACUGGGGUCCUCAAAUCCUGUAUUCCCGCCCUACACCAGAUCAUCACCACCAAGCUUGCUUCCUACUAUGGCUCUCCUUCUCAACAACCGAGCUUGCAGCUCUUUGCACCCCACCAUCCCGUCCAUGGCACCGCACCAGACCCUCAGUUCGAUAGCCCCUCCCUCACACUUCUUCUCUUGUCGUCUACGGACGGCCGUGAGACUCUUGUCGACCUGACCAAAACCUUGACCGAGAUGUCACAGAACGGCAAGCUGUCCCCUGCGGACAUCACCCCAGAACUUGUGGACGCGGAGGUCAGCGAGAUUACCUCCCAGCCUCUGCAAUCUGAUUCGGGGUCUGGGUAUUGUACGAUCGGACCGGAACCGGAUCUUCUAUUGGUGUUUGGUCCCUUCCUGAAGCUCGACGGGUAUCCUCCCUGGCAGCUUCGUCUAACAGAAAUGUACUGCACCGGGGACCGUAGCCAUGCGCUGACCGGGUACGGAGAGGCUGUAGAGUACCAGGGGUUCAUGCGAGGGCUGUGGCACUAUGCCGGGGCUCAGAUGCGCUUUGGGCGCUGA
Molecule: messenger RNA, 1053 nt
Organism: Penicillium alfredii
Lineage: Eukaryota; Fungi; Ascomycota; Eurotiomycetes; Eurotiales; Aspergillaceae
Product: ditrans,polycis-polyprenyl diphosphate synthase
Exons: 2
Coding region: 1-1053 (350 amino acids)
Cellular component (GO): dehydrodolichyl diphosphate synthase complex; endoplasmic reticulum membrane
Molecular function (GO): ditrans,polycis-polyprenyl diphosphate synthase [(2E,6E)-farnesyl diphosphate specific] activity
Source: RefSeq, a predicted model, not a curated record